This is a messenger RNA of Tigriopus californicus, 3084 nucleotides long. RefSeq lists its product as uncharacterized. NCBI's taxonomy places the organism in Eukaryota, Metazoa, Arthropoda, Copepoda, Harpacticoida, Harpacticidae. The record is from RefSeq and is a predicted model, not a curated record. Bases 50 to 2917 code for a protein of 955 amino acids. Gene Ontology annotation, biological process: signal transduction; chemical synaptic transmission; monoatomic ion transmembrane transport. The transcript is spliced from 10 exons. Gene Ontology annotation, molecular function: transmembrane signaling receptor activity; extracellular ligand-gated monoatomic ion channel activity; protein binding. Gene Ontology annotation, cellular component: neuron projection; membrane; synapse.
AGUAUGUAGUAUAUAAACUGAUAACGAAUCAACUUCCAUCCACAGUCUUAUGAAUAUGCAGUAUUAUAAAACAGCAAAGUGGUUGGCAUUGAUUGCCACGCACGUCAUUUUUUCAAGGGCCUCUUUCAACGGUGACGAUUCAGACAAAUCCCUCAUCAUGGAUAAAUUCGAUGUAUGGUCGUUCCAAGAAGAUGGGAUGUUCUCUGCCAAUGCUUUUUCCUCGCUGAACAUCUCGUUGGGUCAUUCAAGACAAGAUUACAGUAUUUGCUUAUGGAUCGCAGUCAACUAUUUAAGAGGAAGCGACUCCGUGUUCCUUUCACUUGGUUUAGAGGAAUCGAUCAAGGCUCUUGUUGGCAAAUUUCAGAUUGAUCCUAAAAAAUCGAAAAAACUUGUAUUUUGCGCAGCAACCCCAGACAAACAUCGACUGUGUACUGGAAUUUCUUUAAAGGGGUUUGAUCACCAAAACUUGCAUCACGUUUGCAUAAUCUUGGAUUAUGAGGGCGUUGAGGAACGCAUUCGAGUUUACUACGAUGGAUUACCAUCAGAUGAAGCCUCGUCAAAAGGCAUUGCUACAAUUGGGACCGAGGAUAAUCCCAACGAUUCAGACGAGAUUUCCGAAGCAAGUACUUCUGAAAACCCCAUUCAUGGAACGUUAGUGUUGGGACAGCAGCAAGAAAAAAUUGGAGGAGGAUUCGACUCUGAGAACUCAUUUUCUGGCACCAUUGCGCAAGUGCUAAUGGUUCCGAGAAAACUAACUCACGAAGAGGUGGGAAUUAUGGCCGAAUGUGGUCAUUCAGAUUCAUUACAUAAGGAGAACAUGCUUGCGGUUCCAUGGAAGACAUCAAACAUAAAAAUUGUGAGGGAAAAUUUCAAUUGCUCUGAAUCAAAGAAAAGAGUUAGUCAAACGGCAGUUAUUGGGCAUCUUGUCUCCUUUGCUCAUUUGAAAAUGGUUUGUAACUCCUUGGGAGGGGCUCUACCUGUUCCCUCGAAUGCCAAUCAGUAUUUAUCACUGUACGGACACACUAAGAUGAUAUUUUCGGAAAACCUCCAUCCCAAUCAUUUAAGCCAAUGUCUAACAGGAUAUGGAAAUGAUAUCACAUUUUGGCUUGGACAAGAAAUGGAUAAAGAACACAAACAAUGGGAAAGCCCCAAUGGGUCGCUUAUUUCUUGGCCAAUCCCUUUGAAUGGUUUUAGUAACAGCACCACUUUGGUGGUAGCUUUUGGUCCGCAAACAGCACAAGCAGCCAACAAGGAUAUAGACCAAUCGUGUGGAAUAUGUUUCAACAUUAAUGGCAAACAAAUGGGCGAAGAUCGGUUUCUGGAACUGAAAGGCAUUUGCGAUGAGGAAUUUGAUCAAAACACGUUUGAUAGAGAGUAUUAUGUCCAUGGAAUGAUCAAUGGACGCUUUCACUUAAGGGGAAUUCAAAACAGUCACAUCUAUUUCGAUGAUUUUGGUCAGUGGAGGCUUGAAUCAUUGCAAGAUGCAAACAAAACUUUUGUGAUGUCUGCGAGAGAAUCAGAAUUUCGUUACCCAAUUGGACGGUCCAGAUGGCAAUCAUGGAGUCAAUCAACCAUUUGCGGUACCAAACCGGGGUCUGGAAUCAAUCUAACGCUUUCCAACUGCUUCCCUCAUCAAUUCACAUGUGAUUCUGGGGAUUGCAUUCCAUUGCCCGAAAGAUGUGAUACUGUUCUAACCUGUGAUGAUAAUUCUGACGAAGUCAAUUGCUUUUAUCUCCAAUACGACUCUGCUUAUGAUCGAGAUGUCACCCCAAAAGUUGAUGGAGGAAAGAAGCCGCUUGAAGUAUUCAUGAAUGUAUCGAUCUUGGCUUUCGCCCAGAUUGAUACUGUGGGUCUGAAACUCACUUGUGAUUACUAUUUGAACUUGAGGUGGUACGAUUCCAGGCUGAAGUUCAGGGAUCUGAACGAAAUACAUAGCUUGAAUAGUCUCUCUGAAAAUGACAUUCAAAGCUUAUGGACUCCUAAAGUGGCAUUUGUGAAUGCUUUAGGACCGUAUCAAACCGAAGUUGAUGAACUCAGCACAGGUAUAUUGAUCAGAGAGGAAAACUCGUGGGUCGAAGAUGUUGCCAAUAACAGAGAAGCUGUUUUGUUCUCUGGGAAAGGGAAUUCAAUCAGAGUGACGAGAGAAUACUUUUUAGAGUACUCGUGCGACUUCAAUCUCCAAUACUACCCAUUUGACACGCAGUUAUGUCAAAUGGAGUUUUCAAUCCAAGGAUGGACUUCUAAAUAUGUCGUGCUGCAAAAAGAUGGAUCAGGCGUACAAUAUCAAGGCUUGAGGAACCUAGUCGAAUAUGAAAUUCAGUUGGAGGACUUACAGAUAGGCGAAGAAGAUGGUGUCAGCAAAGCAAUUGUAAAGGUGGUCUUUCGACGACGGAUGGAAUAUCAUGUGACCAAUACCUUCCUUCAAACCAUUAUUCUGGUUUCCGUCGGAUUUUUAUCAUUUUUCUUUCGCGUGGACAAUUUCACAGACCGAAUUAUGGUUACUUUAACGGUGAUGCUAGUUGUUGCCACCAUCAUGUCUACAAUUCAACAAAAUCUACCAAAAACGGCCUAUUACAAAUUGAUUGAUUAUUGGUUAAUGUUUAUCUUAAACAUCUUAGCAUCCAUGAUGCUUUUCCAUACCUUCCUUCAAUUUACCAUCAAACGGGAUAAUCAGAGUCAAAGUUUUUUGUCUAGAUUAUUUCGUCAGCCUGAGUCAAGAAAUAAGACAAUCCAAACUUCACACCCUGGAAAGCGAUACGUUGGUUAUGAUGACAACAUUAUGAGAGAUGCUCAGAAAACUAACCAAUUGGGAAAGACGCUCUUUUUGCUAGUGAUCCUUAUAUUUAAUCUCAUUUUUUGGAUUGUAGCAUUGGGAGAGUAUGUCAAGAGUGCAGAACAUUAUCUACAUCUGAAAUAAUGUUUCAAGAAUUAGAUAACAUUGAUAGAGUUUGACAAAAGAAACAGGAAAAUAAAUCAUCCAUAUUUUGUUGUGGCUCAAAAAUGUACGAAUGUUGUAACAAAUAUAAAGGCUGUCAUUCAAUGAAUGUAAAAACUGUCUUGUCUGAAUAUAUAAAAAACUAGAGG